Daphnia pulicaria is the source of this 839-nucleotide messenger RNA. RefSeq lists its product as uncharacterized. The record is from RefSeq and is a predicted model, not a curated record. The transcript is spliced from 2 exons. The coding region runs from base 112 to 612 and encodes 166 amino acids. NCBI's taxonomy places the organism in Eukaryota, Metazoa, Arthropoda, Branchiopoda, Diplostraca, Daphniidae.
UAGGGGAAUAAUAAUCUGCGUAAAAAGUCUAUACGGUUUAAAUGAAACUCACGAUCGGGGAUUGAGUCUGCACGUUUUUAUUGCCCUGGCGUUCGCAUUCAUCAAAUCGACAUGAAGAGGAAAAGUAUAAUCGCCAUGGGGGGACCGCUGCAACAAUUUCGUGACUUUGUCUACAACAACAACCGCCAGGUGAGGAAAGCCAAAACACGCCGAAACGCAGAGCCAUCCGCCAGCAAGAAAAUGGUUUACGUGGAAGUGAACGCGGAAGACUCGACGACCACGUUCUUCGUGGCCGAGGACACAGGUGAUCAUUUGCAUAGAUUGAGCGCGAAGGAAAUUAAAACUGCCAAACAGGUGAUUGAAGAGACCUUCCAACCGAGUCACUCCAUUGAUGGACACGCUGGCACCAUUGUCAACUCUGGAGGUUAUCGCAUAGAUUUGCAAGGUUACGUAAAUAAUUGCGGGACGAAAUGGGCCAAUGUUCAACUUCAAUACGGCGUGAGGCGACCUGGAUCGUCCAAUACUUUUGCCCAGUUUAGAGCAUCGAGUCGCUGUUUGGCUCCGAAUAUUCCCUGCCACUCCCGACAAACUGAAAGGAGCCCCGAUUCGUGAUGAUUUUGUCAAAACGUGAAUCUAUACAGCAUACAAUGAAUCUGGACUCUAGUCGUCCUCAAUUAUUAUGAGGUAAUCCUUAUCACCUAGUCGCAACCUUUUGGCAUUCACACAAAGCACAGUCAACGAUCUCCAGAAUAAUCAGUAUUGCAUGCAUUAUCUUGUAAAUAUUCUCUCUUGAAAUUGUGAAAGGGGCAGUUCUUGUGAAUACAUUCUUUGCGAAACUA